Hyla sarda is the source of this 3982-nucleotide messenger RNA. RefSeq names its product dual specificity protein phosphatase 8-like. Gene Ontology annotation, cellular component: cytoplasm. Bases 670 to 2373 code for a protein of 567 amino acids. The transcript is spliced from 8 exons. The record is from RefSeq and is a predicted model, not a curated record. Gene Ontology annotation, biological process: negative regulation of MAPK cascade; protein dephosphorylation. Gene Ontology annotation, molecular function: protein tyrosine/threonine phosphatase activity; MAP kinase tyrosine/serine/threonine phosphatase activity. Lineage: Eukaryota; Metazoa; Chordata; Amphibia; Anura; Hylidae.
GCAUCGGGGCCCUGUGGUUUCUAGCUACGCCCCUGAUUGUGGGGGCUGCUGGGACCCGUUAUUUUUUUUAUGGGAAUAGCGGGAGAAAAAAGAUGGUUCUUGCAGUAAUUCUUCUCUGCUGGGUGUUGUGCUGCUGGCUAGCUGGGAGUAGUAGUCCUAUGGAUAUUUCAUGUGGCAGGGUUGUGUAGCUGACCUGAUGUUCCCUGUGAACUCCAGUGACCUUUUUGUCAAUUCAGUUGUUCCUGUACUGCAAAGUGGAGAGAUGAGACCUCUGGACACUAGGAUUCUGUGAAACAACUUUGAAAAUGUUACCGGUAGCUUUUUGUGAAAAUCCAAUACAAUACAGUUACCUGAGCACAGCUUAGAAUAUUACAGCAUUUUAGCCAGAUGAAUAGAUAUUUGGUCACUAUCCCUUUAAAUGUUUCUUUUGCAGCCCAUUUACAGAAUUUACAUUUACAGAAUUUGGAAGUCUCUAGUGGGCUGUACCUUUUGAUGAUGUAACAGCCACCAAGCACUAACUCCAACAUUGGUCACCGAAGAGAUUAGUAUAUUGCAGAGUGGCCCUUGUUCAGCCUUGUGAUUCUCCUCUGACAAAAAUGUAGAACUUUUUCUUGGAGAUGAAGACUUAAGACACUUUAUCCUCACAACUUGGACAGGAACAGAACAGUGAUGAAUGGACCUCCAAGGUGUGGUUAUUCAACAUGCCUGUGGCCAAGGACAACAUGUGUGCGAUUACAAUUGAAGGUCAAUGUCAGGAUCACGCUUGGUCACACGAACCCAAAGGAGGAAGAAUGGAAAAGAUUGAUCAAUAUGGGUGGAGAGAGGAAGCCUCCUCAAGCUAUACAAGCCCAAAAACUGGCUGGCAUCUUGAGGGAGGACAGUGACGGUGUACUGGUGAUUGACUGCCGCUCAUUCAGUGAAUACAACAAUCUCCAUGUGAUGGGCUCCGUAAACUUGUGUGGUUCCAAGCUGGCCCGAAAACGACUUCUAAAGGAGCUUCUUGUCCUACCGCACCCUAAGAUUGAGCCUUCAUUUGAGAAGCAAGUGGUUGUGUAUGACCAGGGCAACCAAGAGCUGUCUGCCGGCCAUUUUGUAUCAUUGGUUGUCGGAAAGCUGGAGAAAAAGUACAGCUCCGUUUCUCUUUUGGAAGGAGGGUUUGCUGAGUUUUCAUCCCAAUUCCCAAACCUGUGUGAAGGCCGCACCUCGAAUAUUUUGCACACGAGCAUAUCACAGCCUUGUCUGUCCACAUCGACGGUGUCUGUUACCCGUAUCCUGCCGCACCUUUACCUGGGCUCCCAGAAUGAUGUCAUGGAUCAGGAGGUGAUUAAUCAGAAUGGCAUCACGCAUGUGCUGAACGUCAGCUACAGCUGUCCAAAGCCCGUCUUCAUCUCCGAUAACCAUUUUCUACGCAUCCCCAUCAAUGACAGCUACUGUGAGAAGAUCCUGCCCUGGCUCAGUGCAGCUGUUGAGUUCAUAGGAAAAGUGGAGCUGGUAAAUGGUAAAGUUUUAGUCCAUUGCCUAGCUGGAAUCUCCCGCUCAGCAGCCGUUGCCAUCGCUUACAUCAUGAGGUCAAUGGGACUUUCUCUGGACGAUGCUUACAGGUUUGUUAAAGAAAAGAGGCCCACCAUUUCACCCAACUUCAACUUUCUUGGCCAACUUCUUGAAUAUGAGAUGAGUCUCGUCAAUACCCGGCAAUCGCAUCCUGCCCAACCAGUUCACUCAGACAGCCCUAAAGACAGAGAGUGCUCGGAGCAGCCAUAUGCUGAUAAGCAGGCAAACACUGAGAAGAUUUGCCAAAGCAAUCACAAUCUUAACUCCGUGUCCCAUGAAAUAGAAGUGGCCAUUGAUGCCACCAAAUUGGACAGUAGCUGUGUGAAGGAAGAGUCCGAGUCCACCCUAGCAGGCAGAUUUACCACCAUGGGGAUCUCAUCCGACCAACGGCGUGAAAUUAGCAGCCUAAAGCGUUCUUUCUCUCUGGACAUUAAAUCUGUGUAUACGCCUUUGUCUUCUACAGAACAGCACAAAAACUUUUAUCAGCCUUCUCAGCUCGUCCCAUCCCAGUCCGUUUCUUCUAGGCCUGUGGGACUUUGGGAUCGCUUUUUGGGUUUUGGACUUAAUUUCCUCUAUUUUUAUUCUGAAGAGGAAGAAGCACAGCAAAACCUAAACCACAAGGUAAGACCAAAGGGAAUCUGUGAACAAAGGGAUGCUCCAGAAAACUUAAAAAAGAGGCGAGCAAACACAAAGAGCCUAGAUGAAGGACCUCCUCGCCCAUUCACUUUAAACAUUCCCAAUUGUAAAGGCCAAACAUUUCUCAAGGAGAAGACUUUGGAAGUUGGAUCAAGGGUGAGGACAAUCUCUCCAGUUCCUCUGUGAGGAGCACCGCUAUCUACUUAAUGGAUGAUAUGGAGAAAGAACAUUUGGGGUCUAUUCAAUGCACAGAACUUUAUAAAACUUGCUGUUGGUUUUUUGCUAGGAACCUUUCUUUUUCCGCAUGUUAAGAUCCCCAACAGGCCUGAGUAGCAUGCUGAAAAAUACUUGUUUUCAAAUGUUUCUUCAUAUUGAAUGAACAAAUUGUGGACUAUUUUUCAAGCAAAGAGCAGACCUUUUGGGUUCGGUGAUGUGGAAAGUCACUACGUACCAAAGGCCUGCCACCGUUUUUUUCAACUCUCUUGUGUGCAAUUCUCUAUACUUACCUAAAGAGGCAGCGUUCACUGCUGCUAUAUGGCCUUCCUUUAUAGGUUGGAGAUGGUCCGCUGAACUGAGACUUCAGAAACCAAGAGGUGGCGAUUGCAUUGUGUACCCAAUAUACCUCGUGCUUCACCCUCUUGAUGGGGUAUUUCGUGGUGUUUUGUGACCAUCCUGCUAUGAACUCUUUAUCCCGCUUGGUCUACCCGUCCAUAUUAAUGGAUUUGCACAGAAUGGUCCAUGCCAUUUCACCCUUGGUGUAAUGUAGGAAGGUAUUGAGGGUAGUUCUAAGAUAUAUUUAUAUUUUCUAUUCCUCUAGGUCUUACAUUGAUGUAUGCCCUAGAAGCCAAGCAGUGUCUGUGACAAUACUUUGCUGCCCUAAUACCUCAGUUAUAUUUUGUUUAUUGCUGUGAAAUUUAUUUAAGUGUCCCCCCCUAGCAUGUUUGGGGUAUGCUUCCCUGCAUAUCGCCCCAACACGUGACCCACCUCUCAGGAUUCAAGGACAGAAAUGUGGUCCUUUUAUUACAAGCGGUGGUGGAAAAGCUUAUUUUAUUUGUUGUUGUAUUUUCCAUUAUUUAUUUAUACAUGUGUUUUCAUUUUCCUCUUGCUUAUGUUAAUAAUCAUUGAAGCCGCUAGUCUUGUUAUUGGCUGUACCUUUUUGAGUUUGUGACCUGCUAGAGGAAUGGGUUAAUAUAGGGAGAUAAGGCCGGUAAAUGUGGUAUUGACUCCUUGGGGAAACAUUUAUACAACGCCAGUCAAUUUAUAGUGUGUCCGAUAGGCCAUUUGAAGUACUGCACCCAAGCAUUUCAAACCUUAUAACAACAUAUGUUUAGAUCAUGAUAUCUCUCUCAUGGGGCCCCCUUUAAAGACCCCUUUGGAUCAGGGAAUAGUUCAGUCAUCUAGUCAUUUCUGGUUGGUUUUAUAAAUGUCCCUAAAAAAUAGAAAAUAGUCAAGCCCACAUUGCCUAUCUCCUUAUAGUGAUGUCUUGUGGUAUGUGUGUGAUUUCAUGGAUUACAGAAAGGCUGUCGGAAUUCAUGCAGUUUUCCUAGGAUAGCAUUCAAGUAAUCCAAUGUAGCUUAAAGGAGCAUGCCAGGCAAAACCACACUGUGUAAUGCUUAGUGCAGGUCUAGAGAAGGCGGAGCCUGACACCGGGAUCUCAUGAACACCAAAGAGAAUCCUUGUGUCAUGAUCCGCCCCCCUGACACUUAGAUGGUUCCUUAAAUAGUAAGUGCAAUUAUUCUUGUUACAUUGCCAGCAACAAAGGGAUCAAUGAUCUUAAAAAAAAAAAAAAAAAUAA